AUGGCUAAUUUUCUUGCUCGUUACGAUUUAGAACAGUUCAAGUGGAAGCCCUUCAAAGGUGAAGGUGGCCAAAAUGGAUGCGUUCGCCCCCUUGGAGGCUCUGAGCAUGCCCAGGAUAUUCUAGAUCGCCAUUUCAAGGGUGACCAAACGUUAUUCUUCGCGGUUAUUGUCGACUUGCACAUCCCCGUGAGCAUCACCAAGCUCAGCUCUUCCGCUCAAGAAUCCUGGUGCUGGCUCCGCUUCCAAAUUCCUACCGUAGCGUCAUCCGUAAAUGGUUCAGAUCACGAGCUGCCCACGCUGAGCUAUACAACCGCGAGUCCUCAAGAGAUCAACCGGUGGGCGCAGCGCACUCUCAUUGUCCACUCACCCUCACAUAUCGACCUCGAUCAAUUGCGGGCCAAUGAGGGCCAAAAGAAGGUCCCUUCGUCCGACGGCGACUACACAUGGUUGCACCUUGUUCCUGGCGAAAUUGCCGACGGGACGGUCUCCAAAUUCGGUCUGCUGUUCCAUACCCAUCACUCACCGUUCGAUGGCGUAGGGAUAAAGAUCGUCGCAAAUCGCUAUCUCGCGCAACUGGCGAAGGUGCUCUCUGACUCGCACAGCGCGUCCGAGUCUAUUGAAUGGGGAAAUGAGCUGAAAAACCUCCCUUCGGCAGCCUAUAACAUCCUAAACUCCAAUGAAUCCCUCCCUAUUCCACCAGACUCGUUGGAGGAACCUUCCUUUGACCACGAAUACUACAAGUCCUUGGGAAGUGUCCUCUCCGCCUUCGGCGGGGGGAUGAAGGACACCUACGGAUUUAGAGCUCGCCCGAACGAUACACAGUGGCCGAAGACGCGUCGCGCCGAGGUCUUGUUUACAAAGGAAGAAUCAGAAAGAAUUCAAACUGCCUCGAAAAUCUUUGGGUUCACACUUACACACCUUGUCCAUGCUGCAUUAGCAAUGGUCGUCAUAGCUGAUAAUCCACCCGAUUUGGCGUCUUCUACCCACUACUUGAACAACAUGUCUCUGGUUAAUUUCCGAGGCCGGCUGGAUUCAAAUCACUCGCUGCAUCCAGGCUAUGUCCUUGGUGUUUCCAUGACCAGGAUUCCUGUAUCAGCGUUCAUGUCCCAUGACGGAAGUGUCUUCCCAUUGGACAGGGACAGGCUUCUUAAGGUGGCGGACAUAGCCAAGGAACAGUAUCGAGCCCACAUAGAAUUGUCCGCUGGGUUGAGUUGCAUGCCGGCAGUCGGUGAAGUAUACGCCUCGAACAUUAUACCAGCUGCGCUUGCAAACAUGCUGCCACCCAACCAGUGUUACUCAUUUUCAAGUGACGGAAAAGGAGAAAACUACUUGAACCCCACUUUCGCGGAUGACACUGGGAAACCCGUCUUUUCAAUCGCCAAGUUCUUCACAUCCGUGAACAGAUUUGAUCCCGGCCCAUUCUUUCGUCUCUCCUCUUGGGGGGGCAUGAUCGACCUUAGCGCUGAUUAUAACUCUAAUCUUGUGAAGACUGAGGACAUCACGAAUUACUUGAAUCAAUGGAAGCGAUUCAUUUUCCUGAUCCUCGACUAACACUCGCGACUGGGUGUUAACGGUCCGGGUGUCCUCCCGUCAUUCCAUAUAUCGUUAGGAGCUAGAUGAGCGAUGUGAACUGUUUUUUGGAUAUUGAAUAAAAAGCUCGUACGACUGGUGUUUUUUACCAAAGGACGGAACGGUUAGUUUCGCGGAAAACUUCGCUCGACCGUGUUGAGCUAUAGUUAGCACACCGUAUCAUCACCGCUCGCUGUCGAUGUGCGCUUGACAGCCGUCUGCGCGCCGUGCGCCUGUCUCCGUGUCUCAGACUGUCAGGCAGUGUGAGAACUGCGUUAUUUGCAAUACCCCAUUUCUUGUCAGGGCAUGCAACUGGUUGACGGAGCUGCGGGAGAGCUCUGCAUUCGGCCUCAUUAAUGAUCGAUUUGAUCACGGGCAAGGUUUUGAA
Messenger RNA from Suillus clintonianus, 1957 nucleotides. RefSeq lists its product as uncharacterized. Gene Ontology annotation, molecular function: acetyltransferase activity. Gene Ontology annotation, biological process: mycotoxin biosynthetic process. The record is from RefSeq and is a predicted model, not a curated record. Lineage: Eukaryota; Fungi; Basidiomycota; Agaricomycetes; Boletales; Suillaceae. Bases 1 to 1551 code for a protein of 516 amino acids. The transcript has 5 exons.